Molecule: messenger RNA, 987 nt
Organism: Colius striatus (speckled mousebird)
Lineage: Eukaryota; Metazoa; Chordata; Aves; Coliiformes; Coliidae
Product: acrosin-like
Exons: 6
Coding region: 1-987 (328 amino acids)
Biological process (GO): proteolysis; acrosome reaction
Molecular function (GO): serine-type endopeptidase activity
Source: RefSeq, a predicted model, not a curated record
AUGAAAGUUCUGAUUGUCCUCGUCCUGCUGGGCCUGUGCUGCUGGCCUGUGAGUGCCUCAGUGCAAAGCUGUGGGAGAAGCUGCGGGACCCGGCCCUUGGCUGAGCACCACGGGCUGUCGCGCAUCGUGGGCGGCAGCGAUGCCUCCCCGGGAGCCUGGCCCUGGAUCGUCAGCAUCCAGCUUCCCGGGGCAGCGGGCAGCGGGCACAUCUGCGGAGGCUCCCUCAUCCAUCCCCGGUGGGUCCUGACCGCAGGACACUGCUUUGACAAGUACAGGAACGUCCCGACGUGGCGCAUGGUGAUCGGGGCCACCCGGCUGUCUGAGCUGGGCCCCGAGGCCCAAGUGCGCAAGAGCGGGCGGCUGCUGAUCCACGAGAGCUACCGCAAAGGCGCCUUGGAGAACGACAUCGCCCUGCUGGAGCUGGACGAGCCCGUGCAGUGCAGCGACUACGUGCAGCUGGCCUGUGUGACUCACUUCUCCGACGUGGUGGUGUCGCAGCUCACAGACUGCCGCGUCGCUGGCUGGGGCUACACCGCGGAAGGCUCUGCAGAAACAUCCGACGUGCUGCAGGAGGCCAAGGUGCGCCUCAUCAAUGUCAAGCUCUGCAACAGCAGCGAGUGGUACGGAGGGGCCGUGCGCAGCUACAACCUGUGUGCUGGCUACCCGCGGGGCGGCAUCGACACCUGCCAGGGUGACAGCGGGGGCCCGCUCGUCUGCAGAGCUCCACACGCCAACUUCUUCUGGCUCGUGGGCCUGACCAGCUGGGGGAAAGGCUGUGCCAGAGCAAAGCAGCCUGGGGUCUACACCUCCACCCAGCACUUCUUCAACUGGGUCCAGUCACGGAUUCGCUCAGGAGGAAGUGCUGCGACACUCGCCCGGCCAAAGAGGCCAUCACAAGGCUCAGCCCUGUUCAUUGGCCUCUGCACCGGUGCUGCAGAAGUGCAGCAAUACCUGUGCACUGGAACCUUUGAAGUGGAGAGUUACUGA